AUGGCAACAGGCUCGUCCAAAGAAAAGGUGACCGCGGCCUCCUUGCUCUUUGACUCGAACGGCUUUAUCUCGCAGUCCAAGAUAGAAAUGUUCCUCACGGCGGCGCUCAAGAUGCUCGUUGAGAUAGCGCCGCACUUGCUGCUGCAACUCGGAAUGGACUCGCCGGUGGCCAAGGCCCCGAUCGCGCAGUGCUGUGGGUCCUGCGAAACGAACCCAGGCGCGGCACGGGCAACGGGUGCACAGGCGUAA
Messenger RNA from Saprolegnia diclina VS20, 249 nucleotides. RefSeq lists its product as hypothetical. The transcript is spliced from 2 exons. The record is from RefSeq and is a predicted model, not a curated record. Bases 1 to 249 code for a protein of 82 amino acids. Lineage: Eukaryota; Oomycota; Saprolegniomycetes; Saprolegniales; Saprolegniaceae.